Molecule: messenger RNA, 1656 nt
Organism: Aureobasidium subglaciale EXF-2481
Lineage: Eukaryota; Fungi; Ascomycota; Dothideomycetes; Dothideales; Saccotheciaceae
Exons: 3
Coding region: 1-1656 (551 amino acids)
Biological process (GO): protein polyubiquitination; protein peptidyl-prolyl isomerization
Cellular component (GO): catalytic step 2 spliceosome
Molecular function (GO): peptidyl-prolyl cis-trans isomerase activity; ubiquitin-ubiquitin ligase activity
Source: RefSeq, a predicted model, not a curated record
AUGGGCAAAGGCACAGAUAAGCUGUACAUCACUCACAGCGAGUGGGCUUCCGACACUGCUUUCUCCGCUAGUGCUGGAUCUGGCGUGAACAAGGGCAGCGUGCCUGGCGCCUUCAAGCGACUUCCUUACAACUUCUGCGCCCUUUCGCUACAGCCCUUUGAGCACCCUGUCUGCACUGACAACGGAACCAUCUUCGAUCUCACAAACAUCCUUCCAUGGCUCAAGAAGCACGGCACAAAUCCUGUCGAUGGCGCCGCUCUCAAGUCUGCCGAUUUGAUCAAGCUCAACUUCGCAAAGAAUGACGACGCAGAAUAUGUCGACCCCGUCACAUACAAAGUCUUUACAGACAACACCCACAUUGUCGCCCUGAAGAACUCGGGAAAUGUUUUUGCCUGGGACACUGUCGAGCGUCUGAACAUCAAGGCUAAGAAUUGGAAGGAUUUGGUCAGCGAUCAAGACUUUAGCAGAAAGGACAUCAUCACUCUUCAGGAUCCGCAAAACAUCGAGGCAAGAGACUUGAGCUCGUUCAAAUACAUACAGGAAGGCGCAAGUACUCUGACACCAGAGCAAGAAGCCGAGAGAAGUGCCAGUGUCAACACAGGUGCUCUUGGGAAUGCUGCAAAGAUUCUCAAGGCUAAAGAGGCAGUCGCAAAAGCCAGAGCAGAGAGACAGAAUGGUGCACAAGGGAACUCGUUGCAGAGAGCCAUGGCAGAGGCAAAGAAGUCAAACACUGCUACUGGCGCAUCAAAACCCGUACCAUACAACGCUGCUCAGUACACGACAGGUAAAGCUGCUGCCUCUUUCACCAGUACUGGUAUUUCCGUUCAUACUGGCAACGAGCGCGCCUUGCUGUCAGACGAAGACUAUAUGUUGAAACCCAAGCGUGUCAAGCACAAAGGUUAUGCUCGCCUACAGACCAAUCAUGGCGAGGUCAACGUUGAGCUACAUACCGAUCUUGCUCCCAAGGCUGUCUGGAACUUCGUCCGCCUGGCACAGAAAGGCUACUAUAAGAAUAUUCCCUUCCACCGAAAUAUCCCCAACUUCAUGAUUCAAGGUGGUGAUCCAACAGGAACAGGUCGAGGUGGUCAGUCCAUCUGGGGCAAGAAUUUUGCGGACGAGACUGAGAACUCUCUGGUCCACGACUCACGCGGAAUCCUCUCCAUGGCCAACAAAGGCAAAGACACCAAUUCAUCACAAUUCUUCAUCACUUACCGAGCGGUGCCUCAUUUGAACAAGAAACACACAAUUUUCGGCAGAGUGGUCGGAGGUACUGACACACUAUCACGACUUGAAGCCGUCAAGACGGAUGAAGGCAACCGACCCAUCGAUGAUUGCAUUCUCGAAGACGUCGUUGUAUUUGUAGAUCCUUUCGAAGAGUUCCAGAAAGAGCGUGCUCAGAACGAAGACGCGCAAAAGCUGAAAGAAGAGAUUCAACGUCAAGGUGGUACGGAAGAUGACAAGACCACAUGGACUGGCAAGAGGAUUAGAGGUGAUGGCAAAGCUGAGGAUGCCGCACCUGCGAGUGUCGGAAAGUAUUUGAAGACUAACUCUGCGGCGCCGGUCGAAGAGGAUGAAAUCGUUGGCGAGUGGGAUGAGCCUGAGCCGCCAAAGAAAAAGGCAAAAUCUGGCGGAUUUGGCAAUUUCGACAGUUGGUAG